Branchiostoma belcheri (Belcher's lancelet) is the source of this 1879-nucleotide messenger RNA. Its product is annotated as ankyrin repeat domain-containing protein 46-like. Gene Ontology annotation, molecular function: protein binding. The record is from RefSeq and is a predicted model, not a curated record. Lineage: Eukaryota; Metazoa; Chordata; Leptocardii; Amphioxiformes; Branchiostomatidae.
AUGGAACACAGGAACGGCAAGAUGGGGGAUGUAAGGACGGCCCUGCGACUCCUGGAGGAGGGGCAUGACCCAAACCAGCGGGACCCGCGGGGGAGGACCCCCCUGCACCUGGCAGCCUGUAGGGGGGCUGAGGAUGUCAUGAGGGUCCUGGUAGAGUUCGGAGCAGAGUUGUCAGCUGUGGAUCAGCAGGGGAACACGGCCAUGCACAUGUGUGGUCACGUGGACACUACACAGUUCCUCAUAGACUGUGGGCUGCAGAGUGACAUCUGUAACAGCCAUGGACUGACCCCCUACAUGCUGGCAGUGCGGAGGGGAGUAAAGAAGCAGGUGCUUCAGCUGCUGGAGAAACAGCUGAACCAGGACAGCAGGCAGCUGUACAUGCAGCCGCAGGAGGAGAAGCUGCUGCUGGCUGCGUACUCUCCCGAGCGUAUCGAGACGCUGGAGCACCUGCCUGACCACCCGUCAUCCUCCCCCGGCCUGUGGCGGUCAGUUCUCCACGACUGGGGUCAGUUUGUGGAGGACGUGGGACAGAAGCGGCUCAUCUGCCUGCUGGUCAUCAUGGCCUGUCUCUCGCUGUUUGUCGCCUACAAGGUCACCGGGAUCGUCCCACUCAUGGACACCAGGGAGGAGAGAAUAGAGGGGCCGUGAGGGGGGAGGGUGGGUGUAGCCUGGAGUCCAGGCUUCUUGGAGGGGUCAUGAAGGUUUAGGGUACAUAUACAUAUAUGUAGAGUUGAGACCAGGCUUAUUAGAGAGGCCGUGUAGCAAGUGUGUGUAUGUGUGUAGCAUGGAGUCCAGGCUUGUUAGAGGGGCUAUAAAGCGAGGUGUGUCUAGCCCUGAAUCCAAACUUGUUAGCUUUAGGAGGGUACCAAUUGUUUGAAGCAUACUAAAGCCAACAAGGCUGGACUCCAGGGCUAGUAAAUUUGUUGAAGUAUGGAUCAUAAGUGACCAAAUCAAUAUGGUAAUUUUAAUCAUGAUCCCAUGCCUAAUACACAUUAUCACCAUUAAUUGUGUAUAAAUUUUGAUUGCCAUCCACGUACGAAGAUAACAUGCACAGGCAAAUUAAUUUUUACUGUAACGUUACAUUCAGUGCUUUCUUUCGUGAUAUGACAAUGGGCAAAAAUCUACAUGAACCAAUAUGGGACCCUAACAUAUCAAAAAGGUUGUCAAGAGUACAAAAAUUACCUGAUGUGUAUCAUUAGACAUUUCAUUUAAAAUCUGAAGGCUGUCUUUGACUCUUAUGAUAAGAAGACUUUAGUAUUCAUAUACAUUUCCAGUUUGAUUCUUGUGUACUGUCUAUUGUGAAUGUAAAUAUAUGUAAAUGUGACAGAUUUAUCAUGUAAAGUGACUUCUACUCAUGGCUGAAGUUCGACAGUAUUUUGCUAGCCUCCUUCGCAGUCUUGUUGGGCGUCGGCGUUAUUUUUUCUCUGAGAGAUGUGAACCUCUGAGAUUUCUCUGAGAGAAAAAAGCGUCGCUCAGAGAAAAAUAACGCUGACGCCCAACAAGACUGCGAAGGAGGCUAGCGAAAGUGUGACAGAGGCUUUAGAUUGGUGUGUACUUUUCCAUCUAACAAUGACAGAGUUUUGUAAAUUAAGCAUAUACUGGUAGUAGUAAUAAAGCUGAACUGGGCUUAGCAAAGUAUUGCCAACGUGAAAUUCGGUACAAAUGUGGUGAUAGCACAUUUGCGAAGGCAAGCACAUUUGUACAGCUUAAGGAAAGCGAUAUGUAAAAAGCAAGUGCUUAGUUGAGAAAAAAAUAAAGAAUUAAAGUCAUUCCUCAAUACUUGCUCUGCACAUAAGGCCAAUGUUUCCCUUGUAUUUGUAAAGAAAUCUGUAAUGAUACUAACUGCAAGAUGGAAUUUGACAAUAAAACAGUACUCCAA